Racocetra persica is the source of this 478-nucleotide messenger RNA. NCBI's taxonomy places the organism in Eukaryota, Fungi, Glomeromycota, Glomeromycetes, Diversisporales, Gigasporaceae. The record is from the annotation of a GenBank genome assembly.
AUGACACAACAUGUUGAAGGUGCACAUUCAGCUAUGAAGCAUGCUAUCGAGACUUCUGGAAGUUUAACGAAAUCCUUUAAUUCACUAAACAGAUGGUUACAUUUGCAUCAUGAAGAGAGGUUAUUGCAAUAUGAGAAUGAAAGUAUAAAUAUUGAUCUUUUAUUAACAUUGGAUGACAAGAAUCGACUGAAACCACUUUUAGGAAAGGUAGCUCAAUUUGCUUUGAAUAAAAUCAAGCAUGAGCUUCUUAAAGUGACUACGUACAAGGCUUGUUUAUGUGAAUUACAGGUCAAUUAUAAUAUACCCUGUCGACAUAUGCUUCCAAUUAAAGGGUCAUUCUUCUGGAACCAAAUGACUACCGAUUGCAUUAGAACUUAUGGAAGCAGGGUGAAAAAAAAGAAGAAAACUGAUGAUAUUAGAAAAAAGCAAAUUGAAGAUAUCAAUUCUCAACAAAAUGCUUUGACAGCUUAUAUUGAAG